AUGUUGGAAAAGCACAUCUUUGUAGUGAGGUCCAAUCCUAAGACAAAGAUCAGCUAUGCCCGGCAGCUGCAUGAGUUUAAACUAGGCCACGUGGACGUCUUAGAGAAGAACGAAAUUUCUGAAAGCCUAUCUGAGGAAGGGCGUGUGCUCAGAAUCCGGGUCUACCUCGCACCGGAUGGGAGACCUCAGGAAGACUGCUCUGCGUCUCUCAGCUUCGCUCUCUCCGUGGGCCUCAACGGAGUUAAAAGUGCACGUGAGCUGGACGAGACCACGCCUUGCCGGUCGCUCAAGGAACACGGGACGAAGUCCCGGCACCCUACAGAAGUAGGUCUCCAGCUGGUGGUUGGAGUGACCCCUUGUUCUUUGGUGGCGCUGGUGAGUGAGGCUCCCGCGGGACCCUUGCAGCAACUGUGCCUUUCCUGGGGCAGCAAGCCCCUGCCUGCCCAGAGAGGACUGCCUGGUGGGCACAGAGAGGACUCCCGGGCUCCUGACAGUCCAGCUUCAGGCUCAAGCACAGCACACCAGCCACAGUGAACUCUGUACCUUGACCAUACACUGGCUCUUGCCUGCGAUGCUCAGCAUACCAGCCCCAGUGAACUGGCUCUUUUCAGACCUACCCACUUGGCUCACUCCUUCACAUGCUUUAGCUGUUUACUCCGUCACCUUUUCAGAGGGGCCAUGCCUAACCACUAUUUAAAAUUCCAAGCCCCACCCCAUUAAAUAAAUAAAUAAAUAAAUA
Molecule: messenger RNA, 739 nt
Organism: Odobenus rosmarus divergens (Pacific walrus)
Lineage: Eukaryota; Metazoa; Chordata; Mammalia; Carnivora; Odobenidae
Exons: 6
Coding region: 1-534 (177 amino acids)
Source: RefSeq, a predicted model, not a curated record